AUGUCAGAGGGGGCGGGCACAUUCCGCAUGGUCCCUGAAGAGGAACAGGAGCUCCGUGCCCAACUGGAGCGGCUUACAACCAAAGACCAUGGACCUGUCUUUGGCCAGUGCAGCCAGCUGCCCCGCCACACCUUGCAGAAGGCCAAGGACGAGCUGAAUGAGAGGGAGGAGACCCGGGAGGAGGCGGUUCGGGAGCUGCAGGAGCUGGUGCAGGGGGAAGCAGCCUCCGGGCAGGAGCUGGCCGUGGCCGUGGCGGAGAGGGUGCAGGGAAAGGACAGCGCCUUCUUCCUGCGUUUCAUCCGCGCGCGCAAAUUCCACGUGGGCCGAGCCUAUGAGCUGCUCAGAGGCUAUGUGAACUUCCGGCUGCAGUACCCAGAGCUCUUCGACAGCCUGUCCCUGGAGGCUGUCCGCUGCACUGUCGAGGCUGGCUACCCUGGUGUCCUCUCCAGUCGGGACAAGUAUGGCCGAGUGGUCAUGCUCUUCAAUAUUGAGAACUGGGACUCUGAAGAAAUCACCUUUGAUGAGAUCUUGCAGGCAUACUGUUUCAUCCUGGAGAAGCUACUGGAGAAUGAGGAAACUCAAAUUAAUGGCUUUUGCAUCAUUGAGAACUUCAAGGGCUUUACCAUGCAGCAGGCUGCUGGACUUCGGGCUUCAGAUCUCAGGAAGAUGGUGGACAUGCUCCAGGAUUCCUUCCCAGCCCGGUUCAAAGCCAUCCACUUCAUCCACCAGCCGUGGUACUUCACCACGACCUACAACGUGGUCAAGCCCUUCUUGAAGAGCAAAUUGCUCCAGAGGGUCUUUGUUCAUGGAGAAGACCUCUCCAGCUUCUACCAGGAGUUCAACGAGGACAUCCUGCCCUCCGACUUUGGGGGCACACUGCCCAAGUAUGACGGCAAAGUCGUUGCUGAACAGCUCUUUGGUCCCCGGGCCCAAGCUGAGAACACAGCCUUCUGA
Messenger RNA from Mesoplodon densirostris (Blainville's beaked whale), 954 nucleotides. It is a transcript of the gene RLBP1, whose product is annotated as retinaldehyde binding protein 1. Lineage: Eukaryota; Metazoa; Chordata; Mammalia; Artiodactyla; Ziphiidae. Gene Ontology annotation, cellular component: membrane. The record is from RefSeq and is a predicted model, not a curated record. Bases 1 to 954 code for a protein of 317 amino acids. Gene Ontology annotation, molecular function: phosphatidylinositol bisphosphate binding. The transcript is spliced from 7 exons.